GUCAUCACGCAGGGCCGAGUCGGCGCGGCCACAUCCUUUAAAUAUGGUCUUUUUUGGGCGCGCGCGACAAUGUGAGGAGUGGGGUGGAGCGUGUGUGGUGUGUGGCUGCGGCCUGGGCAAGAGCCGCCGCGGACCAUGAGGUUCUCGCAGGUCACUUUAUCAGUCUGCCUGGGGUCACAGGAGAAGUACUGAACAUGAGAGAUCAAGCCUGAUUUGUAGUCCUGAUGAUGUCUCUGAGUAAGUUCUGGAGGGAUCCUGCCUCUUGGAGCCUUCGCAGCCAGGCAGCUGUGAACUGUGAGCUAGAGUGAAGCAGAAAUCUAGGAAGAUGAGCUCCAAGAUGGUCAUAAGUGAACCAGGACUGAAUUGGGAUAUUUCCCCCAAAAAUGGCCUUAAGACAUUUUUCUCUCGAGAAAAUUAUAAAGAUCAUUCCAUGGCUCCAAGUUUAAAAGAACUACGUGUUUUAUCCAACAGACGUAUAGGAGAAAAUUUGAAUGCCUCAGCAAGUUCUGUAGAAAAUGAGCCGGCAGUUAGUUCAGCAACUCAAGCAAAGGAAAAAGUUAAAACCACAAUUGGAAUGGUUCUUCUUCCAAAACCAAGAGUUCCUUAUCCUCGUUUCUCUCGUUUCUCACAGAGAGAGCAGAGGAGUUAUGUGGACUUGUUGGUUAAAUACGCAAAGAUUCCUGCAAAUUCCAAAGCUGUUGGAAUAAAUAAAAAUGACUACUUGCAGUACUUGGAUAUGAAAAAACAUGUGAACGAAGAAGUUACUGAGUUCCUAAAGUUUUUGCAGAAUUCUGCAAAGAAAUGUGCGCAGGAUUAUAAUAUGCUUUCUGAUGAUGCCCGUCUCUUCACAGAGAAAAUUUUAAGAGCUUGCAUUGAACAAGUGAAAAAGUAUUCAGAAUUCUAUACUCUCCACGAGGUCACCAGCUUAAUGGGAUUCUUCCCAUUCAGAGUAGAGAUGGGAUUAAAGUUAGAAAAAACUCUUCUCGCAUUGGGCAGUGUAAAAUAUGUGAAAACAGUAUUUCCCUCAAUGCCUAUAAAGUUGCAGCUGUCAAAGGACGAUAUAGCUACCAUUGAAACGUCAGAACAAACAGCUGAAGCUAUGCAUUAUGAUAUUAGUAAAGAUCCAAAUGCAGAGAAGCUUGUUUCCAGAUAUCACCCUCAGAUAGCUCUAACUAGUCAGUCAUUAUUUACCUUAUUAAAUAAUCAUGGACCAACGUACAAGGAACAGUGGGAAAUUCCAGUGUGUAUUCAAGUAAUACCUGUUGCAGGUUCAAAACCAGUUAAAGUAAUAUAUAUUAAUUCACCACUUCCCCAAAAGAAAAUGACUAUGAGAGAGAGAAAUCAAAUCUUUCAUGAAGUUCCAUUAAAAUUUAUGAUGUCCAAAAACACAUCUGUUCCAGUCUCUGCAGUCUUUAUGGACAAACCUGAAGAGUUUAUAUCUGAAAUGGACAUGUCCUGUGAAGUCAACGAGUGCCGAAAAAUUGAGAGUCUUGAAAACUUGUAUUUGGAUUUUGAUGAUGAUGUCACAGAACUUGAAACUUUUGGAGUAACCACCACCAAAGUAUCAAAAUCACCAAGUCCAGCAAGUACUUCCACAGUACCUAACAUGACAGAUGCUCCUACAGCCCCCAAAGCAGGAACUACAACUGUGGCACCAAGUGCACCAGACAUUUCUGCUAAUUCUAGAAGUUUAUCUCAGAUUCUGAUGGAACAAUUGCAAAAGGAGAAACAGCUGGUCACUGGUAUGGAUGGUGGCCCUGAGGAAUGCAAAAAUAAAGAUGAUCAGGGAUUUGAAUCAUGUGAAAAGGUAUCAAAUUCUGACAAGCCUUUGAUACAAGAUAGUGACUUGAAAACAUCUGAUGCCUUACAGUUAGAAAAUUCUCAGGAAAUUGAAACUUCUAAUAAAAAUGAUAUGACUAUAGAUAUAUUACAUGCUGAUGGUGAAAGACCUAAUGUUCUAGAAAACCUAGACAACUCAAAGGAAAAGACUGUUGGAUCAGAAGCAGCAAAAACUGAAGAUACAGUUCUCUGCAGCAGUGAUACAGAUGAGGAGUGUUUAAUCAUUGAUACAGAAUGUAAAAAUAAUAGUGAUGGAAAGACAGCUGUUGUGGGUUCUAACUUAAGUUCCAGACCAGCUAGUCCAAAUUCUUCCUCAGGACAGGCUUCUGUAGGAAACCAGACUAAUACUGCUUGUAGUCCUGAAGAGUCAUGUGUUUUAAAAAAACCUAUCAAACGAGUAUAUAAAAAAUUUGAUCCAGUUGGAGAGAUUUUAAAAAUGCAGGAUGAGCUCUUAAAGCCAAUUUCCAGAAAAGUACCAGAAUUGCCCUUAAUGAAUUUAGAAAAUUCUAAACAGCCUUCUGUUUCUGAGCAAUUGUCUGGUCCUUCAGACUCCUCUAGUUGGCCGAAAUCUGGAUGGCCUUCUGCAUUUCAGAAGCCAAAAGGACGAUUGCCAUAUGAACUUCAGGACUAUGUUGAAGAUACAUCGGAAUACCUAGCUCCUCAGGAAGGAAAUUUUGUUUAUAAGUUAUUUAGCCUGCAAGACCUGUUGUUACUCGUACGCUGCAGUGUCCAGAGGAUAGAGACAAGACCACGUUCUAAAAAACGGAAGAAAAUCAGAAGACAAUUUCCAGUUUAUGUACUACCAAAAGUAGAGUAUCAAGCUUGUUAUGGAGUUGAAGCUCUGACUGAAAGUGAACUUUGUCGCUUAUGGACUGAAAGUUUAUUGCAUUCCAACAGCUCAUUUUAUGUUGGGCAUAUCGAUGCAUUUACUUCAAAACUUUUUCUACUGGAAGAAAUUACCUCAGAAGAAUUAAAAGAAAAGCUUUCAGCACUCAAGAUUUCCAAUUUAUUUAACAUCCUCCAACACAUUCUAAAGAAACUAAGUAGCUUGCAGGAGGGUUCCUACUUGUUAUCUCAUGCAGCAGAAGAUUCUUCACUCCUGAUUUAUAAGGCCUCUGAUGGAAAAGUUACUAGGACAGCAUACAAUUUGUAUAAAACACAUUGCGGCCUUCCUGGUGUACCUUCCAGUCUCUCAGUUCCCUGGGUCCCAUUAGAUCCCAGCCUGUUAUUACCAUAUCAUAUCCAUCAUGGAAGAAUACCUUGUACUUUUCCACCGAAAUCACUGGAUACCACAACACAACAAAAGAUUGGUGGAACGAGAAUGCCUACACGCAGCCACAGGAAUCCAGUUUCCAUGGAAACCAAAAGCAGUUGCUUGCCUGCUCAGCAAGUUGAAACUGAAGGAGUGGCUCCACAUAAAAGAAAAAUAACUUGAGGACUGUACCAUGGAAAACUAAAUUUAAAAAAACAGUUAUAACAGUGUUUAAUUUAGAUAAGUUUGAGGGAAAAUAAUCAGUAGGCAAGAGGAACAUUUUUCCUGUAGUAGCUAGAGUGCCUUGAAAAAAUGUGUUGGCUAUGUGAAGGAAUAUUUCAACUAAAAUGGAAUGGUAUGCUUUUCACCCUUGAAGUUUGAGGAGGAUCUUGAUAUGUUUUAACAUUAUCAUGGCAGGGAAAUAUAUAAAGAAGAAAAAUAUUUUUACAUUAAACCUUUUCUAAAAAUUGUAAAUAGAAAAAUAAUUUGGUUUUUUAUCAAGAACAACACUUAUCGUUAUGUAUUGUGUUAGUUAUAUUGCCAGUCUGUUGCGACUGACUCAAAAAGUUAAAUGUUGCCACUGCUGAAGAUGAUUAUGAGCAUCGCAAACUUUGUUUCUGACCCAUUUUGACAGUUUUUAUAUACUCCUUUAAAAUGAUGAAUGUUACAGGUUAAUAAAGUUAAUACCUUUAAAAACUUGGUGAAAUUCCAUUACAGAAGCCAAAAAUAAAAACUCCCUGCCUCUGAAAAGUCAGAUUACUGACUUCUUGUUUGGCAACCAUCAGUUUGUUUAAUAAAAGAAAAAAUUUGGUGGUAUAACAUGUUUGAUGACAGAUGCCUCUAUCUCUAGAUUCAAGCUGAGUGUUGAAAUACACUGCUGAAAGCAAAGAGAUAGGUAUGUUUUCCAGAAAAAAAGUCAGUGUCAUUGCUCCAGAUGACAAGGUUAAUGUGGUAAAGCAUAAGCUUUUUUUUUUUUUUGAGAUGGAGUCUCGCUCUGUUGCCCAGGCUGGAGUGCAGUGGCAUGAUCUCAGCUCACCACAACAUCCACCUCCUGGAUUAAAGCGAUUCUCCUGCCUCAUCCUCCCGAGUAGCUGGGACUACAGGCACCUACCACCAGGCUUGGCUAAUUUUUUUUUGUAUUUUUAGUAGAGACAGGGUGUUACCAUGUUGGCCGGGCUGGUCUCAAACUCCUGACCUUGUGAUCCGCCUGCCUUGGCCUCCCAAAGUGCUGGGAUUACAGGGGUAAGCCACCGUGCCUGGCCAGCAUAAGCUAUUUUUAUCCUCAUCUAUACUGAUUGAUUUAAAUUUUCCGGGCCUGCAGAUGAAUUUGGAAAAGGGCAUAAUCAACUGAUGUUGCUGUAGCAAAUUUGGACUUAAGAAACUACAGACAGGGCCGGGCGUGGUGGCUCACACCUGUAAUUCCAGCACUUCGCAAGGCCGAGGCGGGAGAAUCACUUGAGUCCAGGGGUUGGAGACCAGUCUGGGCAACACAGACCUCAUCUCUACAAAUAAAAAAGUUAGCCGGGUGUGGUGGGGUGUGCCUGUAGUCCCAGCUACUCAAAAGGCUGAGGCAGAAGAAUUGCUUGAGCCCAAGAAGUCAAGGCUACAGUGAGUUGUGAUCGCACCACAGAACUCAGCUUGAGUAUCAGAGUGUGACCCUGUCUCAAAGAAAAAAAAAAACAGGACAGGCUUGUUUAAUCUUUAGAACCCUUACACUAAAAUUUUCAGAAAUUAUGUAUGUCAUUUGUAAAAUAUAAGUUUUGUAAUCCUAGAUAAUUGCUUCACAUUGAAAUUUUUUAGCUAUUCUGUGUAAAGAAUAGCUAUUCUUUUGGCCUAAUUUCUGAGAAAUUAGACCGAAAAAUCUCCUCAAGUAUUGUAACAGUUGAAAAUACUUAUAUUCAACUACCAAGUUUUGUUUCAUUUUGAUUUUUUGUUAUAAAACAUUUUUAAGUUAUUUGAGAAGUAAUUAUUAGUAAAAUUGUAUCUUGAUAAAUCAUUUCCUCAUCCUGCCAUUCCCUUUUAUAAAACACUGAGUUUUUUUAUUCCUUAAGUCACAUAUCCCAGAAAUGUUUUGGUUGUGAAUCAUUUGCCAGCGAGCCAAGGGAGAGGCAGGGAUUCCCUUGAAAUGUACUCUUACACUUUUUUAUUUUAUUUUUAAUGUACAUUUGUGUGCACCAGAAUGGAAUGUGCUCUUUUUAAAGAGCUGGACAGUGGUUGCUUCAGACUUCUGAAUACCAGAAAGACUUGCCUUUUAAUUUUUAAAUAUUACUUUUUACAUCAUAAAAUGUGUUAUCUUAUCCAUGUAUUUGAAUAACAUCAUAUAUAAAGGUAGUUUUUUGCUUGUGCUUAGUGAAGCCUCCUUUUUUAACAUACAUUUGAUAUGCUUUAUGUUCUUUUUCUUGAUUUUUAGUACUGAGAAUUUAUAAGCCAAGAAGUAACUGACAAUAUGUUUAGCAGGAUGUAAUCCCAGCUACUUGGGAAGCUGAGGUGGGAGGAUCGCUUGAGUCUAGGAGUUUGAGGCUGCAGUGAGCUAUGAUGGUGCCACUGCACUCCAUCCUGGGUGAGAGAUCAAGACCCUAUCUCAAAAAAUGAGCAAGUUUUUUUUUUUUUUUUAAAUCAGACUUAGGGCUAGCAAGGAUGUGAUCACCCUGGCCCAUUUAUACCUCAGCAGUGAAGGUGUAAUUUAUACACACCUCUUUGAAAACAGUUUAAUUCAGUAAGUGAGUGCAACUAUGUGCCAUGCACUCCAAAGUAGGUCCCCACAGUUAUUCUCUCAUAGCCUUGUUUUUUCAGAUCUCACCAUAUUUAUUUGUUUCUUUGAUUUUCUUUUCUUAUAGAUUACAAGCUCUGCAAGGACAGGGGCAUAUUUGUUUUGUUCACCAUUAAGUAAUAAACACCUAAUACAGUGCCUGUCAUGUAGUUGCUUAGCAGAUAUUAGUUAGAUGCAUGAAUGUGUAGGUAUCAAAGAUUUUUUUUUUCAGGAGAUCACAUUCUAGUGGAAGACACUAUACUGCUUUAUGUGAUAAGUGCUUUGAUAAAGUAAGCAAGUCAUCUAACCAGAUCUUGGUAGUUAAGGUUUUCUGAGAUAGAACUUGAGCUGAGUCUUUUAAAAAUAGUAGGAUUUAUAAGGGAAAAUUAAAGGUCUUCCACAAAGAAACUAAGUGAAACUAAGCAGCCUAUGAAAAGGUGAAAGUUGGAGAGAUUAUAGGCUAUGAACAUGGGAGAUGAGAGAGAAAACUGCAGGAUAGGGACAGAAACACUGUGCUAAGACAUUUGAACUUUGUCCUGUGCAAUGUGGGAACCAGUAGUGAAGGUUAAUUAACUGACAUGAUCAGAUAUGUAUUUGAAAAGGGCUCUUGUUGGCAUUAGUCUAGAGAAUGCGAUGGAGCUGGGAAGCGAAAGAAGAAAUGUUGGGAGCCUGUGUUGUAGUAACUGAAAAAUGGCAAUGGCCCAGAAUUAAAGCAGCAAGAAUAGGAGUGGGCUCAAGUGAUGUAUAAGGAAAAAAAAAAAAAUGACAACUCAGUUUUGUUGUUGGUAAGGAGAGUAAAGUAUGGCUUCUGGGUUUCUCAUUUGAGAUACUGAGUAAAUGAUGGUGUUAACCCAUUGAGAAAAUAGUGUGGUUAGAGUGGGAAGAAAGUUAAUUUAAAAUGUUCAUUUUUUUUUUUAGUCAUUUCUACUUUUGGAUUCUAGGUUUGUGUGCUAUAUUGGUUAUAACCAAUUUGCUGAAUAAUAAAUUAUCCCAAAACUUAGCUACUUAAAACAACAAACAUUAUCUCACAGUUUCUGUAAGUCAAAAGUCCAGGUCUCUCAUGAAGUUGCAGUCAGGCUCUUGGCUAGGGCUGCAGUCAUCUGAAGGAUUAGUAAGUCGCUAAGCCCACACUUAAGCUCCACCCUUGAAGGGAGAAGUUUGGAAAGAAUUUGUGAACAUAUUUUUAAAUCACAUAUGCUAUGAACAGGUUUAGGGGAGGGAGAGGAAAGAAAACUUUAACUUUUCAUUAGCAUACUGCAUCUGUAGUUCCUAAUGGGCAUGUUGUAAAGAUGUUAAGACGUUUUCUAUGCAUUAUAGGUAUAUAGUAGUAUUUUGUUUUGUUCUGUUUUUUUGUUUGGUAUGUAGUAGUUUUUAAUCAAACCUUAACGUAUUUGAUAUUAAGAUUUAUUGAGUUUCUUGUUGAGAUGUAGAAAUAAAGGGGAUCCAUUUCAUUUAUCCA
This is a messenger RNA of Homo sapiens (human), 7299 nucleotides long. It is a transcript of the gene ICE2, whose product is annotated as interactor of little elongation complex ELL subunit 2. The record is from RefSeq and is a predicted model, not a curated record. NCBI's taxonomy places the organism in Eukaryota, Metazoa, Chordata, Mammalia, Primates, Hominidae. The transcript is spliced from 17 exons. Gene Ontology annotation, cellular component: nucleus; transcription elongation factor complex. Bases 326 to 3274 code for a protein of 982 amino acids.